AGCAGGGGGCUGAACUGAUCCCACGUGUGACGCUUUCAUUCCCGGCUCAGUAAUAUUCUCAUAGCGGGGCUUUGCAUAUCUCCUGCCGUAUCUGUGUGUGUCUGUCACUGUUACUGUAGUCCCAGCCUAGACUUUUUGGAAUAGAUAUGGAAGGAGACGGGAGUCAAGCCACAUCCGGAAGCCUAAACGACUCACAACAUGACCCGGGUAAAAUGUUUAUCGGUGGCCUCAGCUGGCAGACCUCACCAGACAGCCUUAGAGACUAUUUUAGUAAAUUCGGAGAAAUAAGAGAAUGUAUGGUGAUGAGAGACCCCACGACAAAACGUUCAAGGGGAUUCGGGUUUGUUACGUUUACAGAUGCUGCCAGUGUAGAUAAAGUCUUAGCCCAACAACACCACGAAUUAGACUCAAAGACGAUUGAUCCUAAGGUUGCCUUUCCCCGUCGCGCCCAGCCUAAGAUGGUCACGAGAACAAAGAAAAUAUUUGUGGGCGGCUUGUCGGCCAAUACAGUAGUGGAAGAUGUGAAGCAGUAUUUUGAACAGUUUGGGAAGGUUGAUGACGCCAUGCUUAUGUUUGAUAAGACUACUAACAGACAUAGAGGAUUUGGUUUCAUAACUUUUGAGAGUGAAGACAUCGUUGAGAAAGUCUGUGAAAUUCAUUUUCAUGAAAUCAAUAACAAAAUGGUAGAAUGUAAGAAGGCCCAGCCCAAGGAGGUGAUGUUCCCACCAGGUACACGAGGGCGAGCCAGGGGUCUGCCCUACACCAUGGAUGCCUUCAUGCUGGGGAUGGGCAUGCUGAGUUACCCUAACAUUGUGGCGACGUACGGCCGCGGAUACACUGGAUUCGCACCAAGCUACAGCUACCAGUUCCCUGGCUUCCCAGCGACAGCAUAUGGACCGGUGGCAGCAGCGGCGGUAGCAGCAGCGCGUGGCUCAGGUAGGGGGGCCCGUGGAAGAGGCGGCUACUUGGCGUACCCACAGAGCACAGGGCCAGGCCUCCCCGAUUAUGGGUUUUACUCUGCGCCCAGUGACCAGAGGGGGGGGCCCUGCUCCUUUGCUGACUAUGGCUCCCUGGGGCCCCAAGCGGCUCAGAUGCUGCACAGUGAGCAUGCCACCUCCGCCUGCAACUCCCCCCUCCAGCACCUACACAGCCCGGAUCAGUUUAAGAACCCAGGCGCUAACCCGUCAAGGCCCGGAGGUUUUCCUGGUGCUAACAGUCCAGGGCCCGUGGCUGACCUGUAUGGACCGAGCAGCCAGGAUUCAGCUGUGGGCAACUACAUCAGUGCUGCUAGCCCCCAGCCUGGCUCCGGGUUUGGCCCCAGCAUCACAGGCCCGUUGAUUGCAACAGCUUUUACAAAUGGAUACCAUUGAGCAGGUGGCCGGUUGCCAUCUCAUCAGAGCAGAGUAUAUCUGGUGGCCCAGGAAAGACAGGACGAAGUUUCUAAUUGGCUUUGUGUGCAGGUGAUGCUAAUCCAACUUCAAGCACUACAGUGUCACCCAUGUGAAAAGAAGGAAAAGUGGGAAACCACACGAAGAUGAAGAGGAAAAGAAAAGAGAAGAAAAGAAAAGAAAAGAAAAGAAAAGAAAAGAAAAGAAAAGAAAAGAAAAGAAAAGAAAAGAAAAGAAAAGAAAAGAAAAGAAAAGAAAAGAAAAUGUUAGUCAUCUCAGAAAAUUAACAACUGCUGUACUAUAAUCCAAACCUCCUAUAACGUUCACAACCUGGUUUGGUCUAUGAUGUUUCACGUCUGUCCCAUGCACCUGUUUCCUUCCUCCGUCAGCUUUUCUUUUCAUUCGUUUUCUUUUUAGAGAGUCGUUUUAGUUCCACCCUGAUUUGUGUCAUUUUUCAUUUGAUCUUCUAGUAUAUUUGUGUCAAUGGAAUAUUUUUGUUUGAAGUGUGGG
Molecule: messenger RNA, 1898 nt
Organism: Solea solea (common sole)
Lineage: Eukaryota; Metazoa; Chordata; Actinopteri; Pleuronectiformes; Soleidae
Product: RNA-binding protein Musashi homolog 2
Exons: 15
Coding region: 147-1370 (407 amino acids)
Cellular component (GO): cytoplasm
Molecular function (GO): RNA binding
Source: RefSeq, a predicted model, not a curated record